Messenger RNA from Lutzomyia longipalpis, 628 nucleotides. RefSeq names its product 39S ribosomal protein L23, mitochondrial (gene mRpL23). Gene Ontology annotation, biological process: mitochondrial translation. Lineage: Eukaryota; Metazoa; Arthropoda; Insecta; Diptera; Psychodidae. The transcript has 2 exons. Gene Ontology annotation, cellular component: ribosome; mitochondrial large ribosomal subunit. Bases 111 to 563 code for a protein of 150 amino acids. The record is from RefSeq and is a predicted model, not a curated record. Gene Ontology annotation, molecular function: structural constituent of ribosome.
UUGCAAAACGCAACUGUCAAAAAAUAAAAACAUCGCAGACCUUUCAUCCUUUACUCGGGUAAAUCCUGGAAAAUCUCCUGAAUCUCUGAGGAAGUAAUCUUCCAGGUGCAAUGUCAACACGUUGGUAUCCCAUCUAUCAGAAAGGGAAUCCCCAGCUGCGGGUAUUUCUCCCGAAUUUCUGGAUGAAGCUCAUCCGCCCGGUACAUGAGCAGCCAAAAAAUGUGGUUCAGUUUUCCUGCUCGCUGGAGAUGACAAAGUACGACGUCCAGAACUAUCUUGAGAAGAUCUACAAUAUCCCAGUGAAGGAGGUACGAACAAGGAUUGAGAGUGGGAAGACAACUCAAGAUCCCAAUUUUGGUUACAUCAAGAAAGCUGAUGAUGUUAAGAUCGCCUAUGUUACUCUGCCACGUGAUAUGACCUUUGAGUUUCCCGAUAUCUUCCCGAAGGAGAAAAAGGAUAAAAUUAAAGACGAAAAGUCUCUGGAUGAAGCAAAGAAGAAUUACAAAAAGUUCCUCGAUAGGAAUAAGAGUAGACCAUCAGUUCCCGGAUGGUACAGCAUUUAGUCAUCAAUCAUCCAAGCUCAGUUAUUUUAAAUAAAUUGUUAGUUAUAAACUUUAUUAAAGAAAAA